This is a messenger RNA of Monodelphis domestica (gray short-tailed opossum), 6770 nucleotides long. It is a transcript of the gene UST, whose product is annotated as uronyl 2-sulfotransferase. The record is from RefSeq and is a predicted model, not a curated record. Gene Ontology annotation, molecular function: sulfotransferase activity. NCBI's taxonomy places the organism in Eukaryota, Metazoa, Chordata, Mammalia, Didelphimorphia, Didelphidae. Gene Ontology annotation, cellular component: membrane.
UAACAACAACAACAACAACAAAAAUCAUACCCGAGAAACUUUCUUCCUAGUUGCCAAAAAUGACGCUCCCCAUCCCUACUUAGCGGCGGUAAUGUGACACCGAAACGAAUCCCUGAGACACGGGCUGAGAGGAGAGAGAGGGCGAGAAGGGAGUCGAGGGGAGGUGGAAGAGGAGGAGGAGGAGGAGGAGGAGGAGGAGGAGAAGGAGAAGGAAAACCCCUGUCAAGGAGGUGGAGCGAGGGAGAUGGUGUCCGCCUCCUGUUCUUCCCUGCCGUUUUUCAGGGGAGCCUGAACGGGGACAAAACACGCUGAACUCGACACAAAGCAGGGGGGCACACGCUGGCGCUGGCGCUAGAGGCGAGCCCUGGAGGCUAGGGCUGGGACUGGGAGCGAGCCGGCCUGGGAGCCAAGCGCCAGGGCUAGAGAAGCGGGUCUGAAACUCCGCGCCCAGGACGGAGCCUUGGAGCCUCGGAAGGAAGGCAGCAGAGCCCCGGAGCCUGAGUGUGCAGGGACACUCUUGGCAGGGAAGGCGGCGGCGGCGGCGGCGGCGGCGGCGGCAGCAGCAGCGAUGGAGAGGAAAGUCUCCUGAGCAGCACCAGCAAACUUCAGCGGUGCCCUUAGCUUCCCUGGCCUCCCUCCCUCCCUCCCUCCCUCUGCGCUUCUCUCCCCGCGCGCCUUGUGCUGUCUUUCCCCAUGUGCAGCCUCCCCUCUGAAGCUCUCCUUUUCUCAGGCGAAUGGGUGACCCUUUCCUGGCAGGGGCAGGCAGUUUGAGGCGGUGGAGCAGGCGAUGAAGAAAAAGCAGCAGCAGCACCAUCACAGCAGCACCGACCCCUGGACCCAUGUGGCCCCCCUGGGGGGACCCCCUCCGGGGCCGGGCAGCUGGAAACGCCCCGGCUCCCUGCUGCCUUUUCUGCGCUUCUCCCUCCGGGAUUACGGCUUCUGCAUGGCCACCCUUUUGGUCUUCUGCCUGGGUUCCCUCUUCUAUCAGCUCAACGGGGGACCCCCUCGCUUCCUGCUCGACCUGCGGCAGUACUUGGGUAAUUCCACUUAUUUGGAUGAUCAUGGACCAUUUCCUAGCAAGGUUCUUCCUUUCCCAAGCCAAGUGGUUUAUAAUAGAGUUGGAAAGUGUGGGAGCCGUACUGUAGUCUUACUUUUGAGGAUCUUGUCAGAAAAACAUGGAUUCAACUUGGUAACAUCAGACAUUCAUAACAAAACAAGACUGACCAAAAAUGAACAAAUGGAAUUGAUUAAAAAUAUAAGUACUGCAGAACAGCCCUAUUUAUUCACUCGACAUGUUCAUUUUCUCAACUUCUCCAGAUUUGGAGGAGACCAACCUGUAUACAUCAACAUUAUCAGAGAUCCUGUCAACAGAUUUUUAUCAAACUACUUUUUCCGUCGAUUUGGCGACUGGAGAGGGGAACAGAACCAUAUGAUCCGCACACCAAGCAUGAGACAGGAAGAGCGAUAUCUAGAUAUUAAUGAGUGCAUUCUUGAAAACUAUCCAGAAUGUUCCAACCCAAGAUUAUUUUAUAUCAUACCAUAUUUUUGUGGACAACAUCCAAGAUGCAGGGAGCCUGGUGAAUGGGCCCUUGAAAGAGCAAAGCUGAAUGUGAAUGAACAUUUCCUGCUUGUGGGAAUCCUCGAAGAGCUGGAAGAUGUACUGCUUUUACUGGAAAGAUUUUUACCUCAUUACUUUAAGGAUGUGCUCAGUAUCUACAAAAACCCAGAACAUAGGAAACUUGGAAACAUGACUGUGACAGUAAAAAAGACCGUCCCUUCUCCUGAGGCCAUUCAAAUUCUCUACCAACGUAUGAGAUAUGAGUAUGAAUUUUACUACUUUGUCAAAGAGCAAUUCCACCUGCUCAAGCGCAAAUUUGGACUCAAGUCUCAUGUCAGCAAGCCCCCUGUGAGGCCACAGUUCUUUAUUCCUACUCCACUGGAAACUGAGGAACCAAUAGAUGAUGAGGAGCAAGAUGAUGAAAAAUGGUUGGAGGACAUCUACAAGAGGUGAUGCAAGCACCAUGCUGACCUCUGAUGGACUCAUACUUCUUUCUUGAGAGCGUUUUUGUUUGUUUCAAAAAGAAUCCUUAAGGGACUAAAUUAAUGCACAGGUGCAUUAAAAAGAACAAAACAUUCCCACAUGAUGGGGUGAAUGGGAGAUACCCGGUUUUGCGGGUUUUAUUUGUUUAAUUUUAUUGUGUGUCUUUCUCGGCUCCCUAGGAUCCUUUCUAAGUCCCCCUAGAUUGCUCCAUCUCAAAACAUCUCAUCAUAAAAUAGCUUUCACUGUUGUGUUUGGGAAGGACAUUCUACUUUCAAAUAGCCUGCCAUUUGCAAAAUAACUCAUGCAGAAUAUUAAUUGCCUCCACGGUAAUAGAAAAAUCUAGGUCUGUCUUAAUAGGAACAUAAGCCAGUUUUCACAAGGAAAAUCCAGGGGAAUUUUAAGGAUCAUAAAAUAAUGCAGGUCACAAAGGAAACAGAAUAGCCAGCUUAGAUUACAAAAGCAUAUAAAUAAGAAGCAGUUCCCGGAGUGAAUUGGGCCCAUCAGCACAGAUGAACUUUUGCCUUGGAAGCUUCAAGAAUUUCAACUGGUAAAUGGGGUUCAGUUGUUUCAUCAGUACCUUUGCUCUUAGGAGUAAGCAUAGAAGAACAAUAGUAUAAGCAUACAUCGCUAUGGGCUCUGCAUGCUGUACACUGAACCAAUUUUGUGUUUUGCACUACUUGGAAAGCUCAAAAUAUAUGCCAAGCUCCGCUGAGAUAGCUAAUUCAGUCACCUGGGUGAGAAAAAGAAUCUUUGGGGAGUCCCCAAGUAGAAAGGGCAGUUUCAGUACUAAGGGCAAUCUCAAAUUACUACCUUAGGCACAAGACAUCAGACCUCCUGAAGAAGUCCUACCACUAGCUCAGGCUAGUCACAAUGACCAUCUCUAAUUCAGCAAUCUACAGAGUAAAGAUGAGGCUUCUUUAAAAGACACAAAGGGUUAAAAAAAAUCCCUUUUUUUUUUAACAGGAUUUACUUUUGAACCAAUUUAACAUCGUAAGAUUAUAUAGACCCCUUUGAAAGCCUGGUGAAGCCUAUGGACCUCUUUGCAAAGUAUUCAUUUUAAAUGCAUAAAAUAAAAUACAUAGAAAACCAAUUAUACCAAUGAUAUUGAAAUGCAGCUACCAAACUAUCUAAUACAAACUUUUAAUUGUACAGAUAAGAAAAAUGAAGCCCUCAAACUGGCCCAAGAUUAUACAGAAUUCAAACUCAGAACCUCCACACCAAAUCCAGCAUGCUUUCCAUUAUACCCUCAAUAUUAAUUAUGGGUUUUGUUAAAAAAAAAAUAAUCUUUAGCUUCUGUUUUAGAAUUGAAAUUAAGUUUCCAUUCAAAGACAGAAGAGCAGUAAGAGCUAGGUAAUUGGGGUUGAGUGACUUGCCCAGAGUCACACAAUUAAGAAGUAUCUGAGGCCAGAUUUGAACCUAGAAUCUCCUAUCUCUAGACCUGACUCUAUCCACUGAAAUACCUAUUAUAUUUUUGCUUCUAUUCCUUCAGUGAGCAGCUACUUUCAGAGACAAGGAUGAUGGACUCAGUGUAUGUAACAGCAGGACCACGGUUCUACCCCUGGCAAAAGAAACAGCCUUGUUUUAUCAAUAACCUUGUAAUACCAGCUUCAGCAACAGAAGGCUGCCAUGACAAAAAAGCAUGCUUUCUAAGGUACUGAUAUAGAACCCCAGUGCUAAAAUACCAGGCUCCACUCUCUUGAUUCCUGAUAUUGCAGAAUUUGAGAUGCAUUCAUUUGGAUUAAAAUGCAAACACCCCUAGAACAGGUUAAAUACUAGUGAAGAUUACUUGACAACCAUCUAAAAAUAAGGGAAAAGGAGGGCAUGCAGACCAACUUUGCCAACUUCACCAUUGGACCUACAAACUAGCCUGAAGGUGGCAGCAACAGCAUAUCAGUGGGGUCCAGUUUACACUAAAUCAAACUGGGCUUUCUACAAACUGCAUCUUUUGAGCUUCUUCAAAUACACAUAAAUUGUUCAGAGUUUUCCCCCUCCACUUAAAUUGGACGGUAGUCAAGACCUAAAACAAGUCAUCUGACAAUAGGCAAGUCCUCCCCAAAGCUACUUUAUCAUGAGAUGUAUUAAGAAGUCUCCAUGGCCUCAGGAAAUCAGCUUGGCCGUGAACCAGCCUGACUGUGUGAGCGGUACUUGGCAUCCAUUUGGGUGUGCUGCUCCAUCUUCAGAGGAGUGUAGUUCAGAAGAGCUAUAGUGUUCAAGGAAGAUAAGCAUUUAGAAGAAAUGUUCUUAAAAGAUUAAUGUCCUUCAUGUUCAUUCGAGGGAUUUAUGCACUACCAUUAAGGUACCCUAACAAGCAACCUGGCUAAUAACCAGUGUCAAGACACAAAAUGAGAAUCUGCUGCCUUGUGGACUUUAAGUGGUUUCUAUGAAAUUACAUGUAAAGAAAAAUCAUUAGUUUACACACUGUGGAACCUUAUAAUCAAAUAAGAAAAACUAUAUCCUCACCUUAAAAAUGAGCAAAGGUGAUCUAAAUCAUGCCAUCAUCAGAGCAGUUCUUUGAAUUCAUUUGGUCCCUUUGUGCCACCUCGUUGAAAUUUAAUCCCAAUCCUUUAGUCAGCUUCUCCUAUUAAUUCAAAGGCAUUUCUAUCUUGACCACUUAAUAACAAAAAAACAAAAACUGUUGACUGAUUUAGUUGCUGGGCCUUAAUGUUAUUUUUAACUAACAAACUGCCUCUAAGUUAUUCCUCUCUCGCCCUCCCUCAAAGGCAAGGUACUCCGUAAAUUUAUUUGGCACUUAAGGAAAAGUCUCUCUGGCUCUGGGCCCACACACGGUUUGUACAUCAUGAAAUAUAUUGUACAUUUUACAUAGUUUAAUUUAAAAGAAAAUACAUGUUAAGCUGGUUAAUCUUUGACUGCCUUAUUUAUUAUAACUUUUCAGCACAUUCCAAGGUUUAGUUACUCAGGAAGGAGUUAAUUAAAAUGAUUUUAUUUUAGUCUGCUGGAUGUUUUUUAAAAAGCAAAAGUCACUAUUAUGAGCCUUUAGCCUACUUUGUGUUGAGUACCGUGUAAGUGCUUGUAAAUCUUUUUUUUUUUUAAGAAGAAAAAAAAAGUUCAGUGUUUGACAUUAAUGAAAAUAAGAAAAUAUAUAAGGAACCAAAACAUUAGCUUAGCUGAAAUGAAAGCAAUCUGUGUUUGGGAUGAAAUGUUCUUUAACUUAUUCAGUACCCACAUUAAGGGUAAAGGAAUAUAAAUAAGUUGGCUUUUUUUUUUCUAGUCUGUUGAUAGCUGAAAAUAAAAACCUUGCAGUUCCACACAUAUACAGCCCUUUGGCUUCGUUGGUUGGCCAGGCUUUCCUUUUCCUAAUGUGAUAUUGAAAUGAGACCCUACUUUGUCUGUAAAUUUUCACAUAGGCACCAAAAGAGGGAUUGAAAAAUGAAUCCUUUGAGUGAUCAUCUGGUUGUUUUCAUCUAAACAGUAUCCAAAAAUUGGCUUAAUUGCUAUUUCCACUGAAUCCACUGCAGUAAUUCCAAUGUCAGGGAACCUCAGCCUGAAUCACAAUAUUUUAUGUCCAUCAGGUGAAUAACUUCCAAGCCUGUGUAUAUAAGCAAAAAUGGGGGGAAAGGGGGAUCAUUUCAAGUCCCAAACUGACUGCCUCAAACUCUUUCCUUUAAAGGGACAAAACAUUAGGAGUUUGUCCCUUCCCGAGCUGAACAGCAACGACAGCAAAAAUGCAAUGACUGGAGAGUUGUAUUUCUAGACCUUUUAUAGAAAAGAACUAUCAUCAGAACUUUCAUAAAAAAUGAAAUAGCUUAGAUUCAUACAUUUCCUAAGCACCCUACUCGAUGACCGUUCAGCGUCAUGGUCUUUGAACAAUUAUAGUGUCUACUUCCUUCCAGGGAAACAAUCUGCCAUACAUUGACACCAACUGGAAGAAUAAGUUAUUGUUCAUCAUAGAAUGCUUUGUGCUGAGAGAAAAUAAAUUAGUUGAGCCUCCAAUGUUGAGUAUUAAGUAGUGGCCUUUCCUUACUGUUGAAGAUUGUUCUGCAACCCAGGACAAUGAUGUAAAGACCUCAGAGAACUUUCAAUGGACUCUUCAAAAAACGCAACAAACCAAUCAUCAGUAACUGCAGUGAAAGAAACUCAGGAUACUUGAAAUGAGGGCUAUGUGGGGAGUUUCAGUUUGUUCUGUGGACACUGUGCUAGAUCCUGGGGAUACAAAGACAAUAUUGAAACAUGCCUUGCCUUGCCCUUUAGGAGUUUGUAUUCUAAUGGGGGGACAGCAUGUAGGAACAGGAACUGGACUUUUGAUUGCAUUGCAUAGAAAACUUCAAGAUGGGGAAUUUCCCUUUCUGAAUCUAGAUCAACAGCUUUUCAAUUCAGUCAUGGAGCUGCCUCGAAUAUUGAGGGUAAUAAUUUUCUCAAUUUAUUCAACUAGGAUAUGUCAGAGGCAGGUCUUGAACUCAGGUCUCUCUGGCUUUAAGACCUGCUCUUUGUCCAGUAUGUGUGUGUGUGUGUUGAGAUGAAAUGGACAAAGGCAGAGAGACAACUAGAGGUAGAAAGGUGUGUGUGUGUGUGAGAGAGAGAGAGAGAAGGGGGGGGGGGGAGAAAGAGAGAGAAACAGAGAGACAGAGAGACAGAGCGCUAAACUCAAGGUAAACUUGAAGAAGACCCUAGAAGCUCCACUCCACUGAUGAUCUCCCUGACUUCAACCAAUUAAUUAGAACUUAUUAAGCACCUGUUAUGGUGAGGAUUAAAAAAUAAAGGGAAAACUCUC